AUGGCGGACUACGCUUCGUUUGUCGAUUACGUUCUCCGUGUCGACGAGCUAUUCGGCGUCGUCAUGGACGACAGCGAUAUUGCAGACGUACCACGACAGAGGCUGAGGGACCGCCUGAAUCCCGUGGAACACUUCACCAACAGCGAAUUUCUCGCACGCUAUCGGUUCACGAAGUCUACCGUGAAGAAGCUGCUUGACUGCCUGCCUCUUAAACAGAACGCCAGCAGCCGUGGCCACCCUCUGCCACCAAUGCUUCAAGUUCUUCUCGCUUUACGCUUUUAUGGAGCGGGCACAUUUCAAGUUGUGACAGGUGACCUAGUGAACGUGUCGCAACCGACAGUGAGCCGCGUCGUCGAACGUGUCUCACGACUAAUUGCUGCGCACUUGUUCCCGGUCGUCGUGAAGUUUCCUAGCACAGAUAGCGAGUUCCGUGCGACGAUGGUGGAUUUCUACCACAUUGCCAAGUUUCCUGAGGUGACGGGGUGCAUAGACUGCACCCACAUCCGCAUCAAGGCACCGGGUGGGCCGAAUGGCGAAGUUUACCGCAAUCGGAAGGGUUCCUUCUCCAUAAAUGUACAGGUCAUUGCAGGGCCGCAGCUGCAAUUUUACGACGUCGUGUCUAGCUGGCCCGGAUCCGUACAUGACAGUCGAAUCUUCGACAACAGUCGUGCACGUGUUCUCUACGAGACAAAACGAAUGCCUGGACUUCUACUUGGCGAUGCUGGCUAUGCAUGCAUGCCCUUCCUAAUGACCCCACUAGCUUCCUCCGGACGUCCGAACAGCCCCGAGAGCAAGUAUCAAGCGGCUCACAUCCGCACCCGCAACACUGUAGAGAGAGCUUUCGGUGUGUGGAAGCGUCGCUUCCCGUGUUUGGACAUGGGGCUUCAGCACUUGACGGAGCGUUCUGCGGUCAUUACGACAGCCUGUGCUGCCCUGCAUAACCUGGCAGUCCUGAGGCAGGACCCGGAACCUCCAGCUGUGGUGAUCCCACAACACUUGAGGCGGCAGCAGCCUGAUGUGGCGAGGCAAACUGACACACUGAAUGGAUCGCAAUGUCGAAUGAGGCGUAUUGCUCGAACAUUUAACUAAAACAUCAUAAAAGCGAAUUUGCACCUACGUUAAUCCAGAUUUCAAAACGAGCACAUAUUGGAAACUCCAAUUAUGUGCAAGUUAAGAUAAGGAAUGACAUCAAAGUGCAAGCACACUUUACUGCUCAGGACACUCCUUUAGUACUUCUUUCAUAUGUAUAUUUUGGUGCUUUUUUCGUGUAUUGUGUAUAUUAUUGCUUAUUCGCACCAGUAGCUUCAAUCAUUAACCACAGUUGCAGCUGUAUCAUACUCCUUACAUAUUAAAGCAUAGACGUGUGUGAAAAUAUAAUGAAACAUUUAGUUUUAUGCCUGCUGGCUUUAUGUAAGUUGCUGCUUCUUUGCCUCUAAUUCAAGAAACAGCAUCUGGCGCUCCAUGUCAUCGCGCCACUUUUGCUGCUCCAGCUGCUGUUGCCGCAAUUGCACUUCGAUUUGGUGCAGUUCCUGUUUCCGUUGUUCGUCCAUCCUGUGACGUUGUCGUUGCUGGAGGAGCUGCUGCCGACGCAAGCGCAUCUCUACAGAGUGCAGUUCUGCUUUGCGCUCCUCAUCUUUCUGAAUCACCUUUAGUCGGGCAGCUCCUUCAGGUGCGAGCACCCGCUCUAUCGCAGCUGUGCGGCCUCGUGCUGGUCUCAGUUGCUGAGGUGUGUCAAUGAGAGCCGCAGCGUCUGAAGCUUCCACUCGAGCAGGUGUUGGCACUACAUGUGGCGUGGUCUCAGUCGUCGAUAGCGGCACGGUACUGGGACCUGCCAAGACAGCACUUUCCUGAGCCGGCAGUGGUGCCUGAACUGGAUUAUCUGCACACAUAAAACAAACAUUAACUUAGAGCCUAGGACGCACUGCAGUUGAAAACUCAUUUUUGUAAGCAGUGUCGAUUCAUAGUUUGAACACCUUAUGAAUACAAAUACACAUACAUGAAGGCACACUGUUCAGACAGUCACAAGUGAUCAGUCACACACGAAAUGGAAAGCGCUAGUGGCUCUAAACUUUAACCCAGGCCAGCAAGUGAAAAGAAAAAGUAAGCAGCUUAUCCAUAUGAUGCCCUCCAAGUGUGUUAGUCACAGAAAUAAAUAGGAAAAGUGUGUUCCAGUCUAGACUCAGUGUUGCCGUAACAACAGACUAAAGUUUCACUACUAAAUAGUGGCGCCUGAGUAGCAUGUAAAUUGAAAUAGCAAUAGAUACAACUUCACUCUGUGAUGUUUCUGACAGAUGUUAGUUGCACAAAUAUGCUGUCAAAGGAGGCUCAAUUCCACACAGGUUCCAGUGCUGCUGGAUAAGCAAGCUAUUUAGUUUCACUGCUGGCUGGAUGCGUCUCCGCUGUAGCAUGAAAUUUCAGAUAGCAGGAGAAACAACUUAUCUGAUGAUGCCUGCUACAUGUUAGUCGCAGAAAUCAGCUGCAAAGAAGACAUGUCGCCAGGAGCCGGUGCUGCUGGAGGAGCAUGAGCGUUAGAACCGAAGGCGCCCGAGCUGUAGAAGGCGACAUGCCCGUUGCUUCUGAUAGAGCGCAGACUUCCGAAGCUGGCUGUGGUACCACAGGGGUAGGGCCUGAAAAUACAAAGGAAGCAGAACUAGUGCCCCACAGGCAGUUGGUGCAAUCAAAAGAGCAUUCAUACAUUGGAACUUUACUGUAGAGGCACUUUUGUUUGUCUGCAUGCACACUUAUUUUUGCACAUGUACACACAGGAACCACAAUGAAUGUCUUCAUGUUAUCAGCAUUAAAAUUGGAUAACAGGUUGUAGGGGGCACAUUGCAGGCACUAUGCAAACACACAGGCACCUCGGAAAGAAUGAGAGAUGGGGACAGCUCGUACAAGUGCAUGCUAAUUUUGCAGGACACAAAUUGGAAAAAAGAGGCUGUCCUUCACGAACAGGGGCUUCAACAGCCGCCAAAUGUUGAGUUGACUGGCGGAGUGAAGCAUUUCAGCCGUGGCAGGUGAAAGUUAGCCGUUUAUUGAAAGGCCAGCUAUUUCCUGCGCUGGAAGUAGUGCUAUGGAAGAGAGGAUCUGCACAUAGAAAACAACCAGGCUCAAUUACAGCUCUAAAGGGAUGCAAGCCAAUCAAACUAGCCUUAAUCUUCGUGUUUACUUAUGACACACAGACACCUCAAGGUUAAAAAUACUUUCCCAUGACAAUUAUUUAGUGAAGUAACAGCAAGAUGCUGGCACAACAUGGUGUAUUGCUGUUAGAUAGUAACGACAGAAACGUAAAUUUUAGUGAAACAGACACACAAGCUAUGUGAACACCUGCGCCAGCUGCGUUACUCACAAAAAUAAACGACACAGAAACAGAACAUCUCAGAAACAGUAUACAUCCAUGCAGUCAUAUCACAACACAACGGCAGCAACAUGC
Dermacentor andersoni is the source of this 3430-nucleotide messenger RNA. RefSeq names its product putative nuclease HARBI1. NCBI's taxonomy places the organism in Eukaryota, Metazoa, Arthropoda, Arachnida, Ixodida, Ixodidae. The record is from RefSeq and is a predicted model, not a curated record.